Molecule: messenger RNA, 605 nt
Organism: Apis florea (little honeybee)
Lineage: Eukaryota; Metazoa; Arthropoda; Insecta; Hymenoptera; Apidae
Product: protein THEM6
Source: RefSeq, a predicted model, not a curated record
UUUUUUUUUUUUUUUUCUCUUUUCAGGCAUAUGCACUACGCAAGACGUGGAUUUGUUCCUUAAACACAUGAACAACGCGAGAUACCUUCGUGAAUUGGAUUUCGCGCGUUUCCAUUACUACGAUCGAUCUGGAAUAUAUUCGGCGAUCGUGACGAAAGGUGGGAGCGCGGUGCAAGGAGCAUCGUGGACCCGAUACCGUCGAGCUAUUCCUAUUUUCACUCUGUAUAAGGUGACCACGAAGCUGAUUUAUUGGGACGAUAAGAAUUUCUACUUGGAGCACGAAUUUAUUAGUUUGACGGACGGUUUCAUUCGCGCGGUCAUUCUCAGCAAACAAACGGCAACAGGUUUGAAAGUUCCAGUCUCGGAAAUAAUAGCUGAAGUCGAGCCGAACGCGCAACGUCCCGAAAUAACCAAAGAUUUAGAACUAUGGUUGAACUCUAUGGAAGUAUCUUCUCAGAAAUACAAGAAACAAAGAUGAACGAAAGCGAUCCUCGUUUUUUUUUUUACUUUUUAUUUCAUUGUUAUUUUAUUAUUAUUUACAAUAUUGUUGGUCCGUAAAUACCUCGAGCAAAAGUUUGGAAUUAAUACAGUUGGAAUAAUUUUUU